CUUACAUAUUUGCACUUCAUAUCCCACAAUCCUUUUGUCAGUUUCACUACAUUACCCAUACACCCCCUGGGCAAGGUCUAUAAGUAGACCUCACUUCCUCCCUUUUUUCCUUUUGUAUUGGUGAGGUGUGGUGGUUGGAAUGGACACCCAACCAUGUCCUUUCCUUAGGAUGCGUUGAUGACUAAAGACCAUCUUGUACGUCCUGUUUAUCCUGUCCCUCCAUUAACAUCAGUUCAUUGGCGUCAUGUGUGUCAGCUCCAUGUGAAUUAAGACUUUAUCAUCCUGAACUGAAAAUAAAAGAGAGCAAAGGACUGGUAUUUUUUCCAUGUGUUUUAAUCAGACACACCAUCAAGUUUCUACAACUCCAACGAACUUUGGAUACAUUUAACAUCUGAGAUCCAAUAUAUGGUCCUUCGAGCCGGAGGUAGAAAUUUGGUGGAAUGGAUUACCAUGCAAGACCUGCAAUCCGGCGCAGCCUAAGAAGCAGAAGACCUCCUGCCCGUUUUGUUGACUGUAUGGUGAGAGAAUAUGGUCCUCCUCCGCCUCCCUCACCAACGCUAGUUGUAAGUGAUCAUCACCAAACUCAGUAUGAAAAUCCACCUUUAAGACAUUCCCCAAGCUCAUCGGCUCCUUGUGAACAGCCUCAACAUGAUUUGCUCGAUAUGGAUGUUAAACAAGAGAUACUUGGACUUAAGGGUAUGCUUGGUGAGAUGAUGUCUAAAAUGUCACAGUUAGUAGUUUCUUCCAGACAUUCUGAAUUUUCUGAGUCUUUUGAUGAUGCUUCUGAUGAUGAUGAUAAUGCCUUAGUUAAUCCAUCUAUUGUUCAAGAAUUGUGUGCAUGUAUUAAGACAGCUGAAAAGAAACCUACAUGUGAGUAGGCCUAGUUCUCUGCCUCUUCCUCCUUCCUCAUUGUUACGUAGUCCACCCCAACAGAUGCACACACAUGAUAUAGCAUCACAACUACAAUUUAGUAUGUUACAACCUUCUAUUGUUCCAUUGGUUCCUGGGCCUUCUAAUUGUCAGUCCCCUCAAGUGCAAACAUCACCAGUGUUGGUACAACCAACUGGUCCACCACAACCAGUGUAGUUCCUUUUCCUCUGCCAUGGUUCAUUCUCAGUUAUCCUCACAAGUAACAUCAGCACAGUUACCUCCACAGCCUCGGUAUGCUGUUUCUCAGUAUUCACAGCCAUUAGGACCAUCCUCUAGCUCGGCAAUUCCUCAUGUAGCCUCAGCUAAUGUAGGCCCUCACAUGCAAUCUGUAGGUCAGGUAGGGAAUGAUGUUGUACAACCUCCUGCCCCACAUAUUCAACCAAUUGUUCCCACUACCCAGUCAACUGCAAUUCCAUUCCUUCAUCCUUAUCCAUAUUCCCAACCAUAUUAUGCAUCAUAUCCUGUUCCUUCCUAUCCUACUUCUCGUGUUCAGGGACCUACCUUUCCUUUCCUGGUUAAUGAUGAUCCCCAAGAAUUUGCAAUGUUGCAGCUAGCAUUGACAAAUUUGUUGUCACCCCAUGAGCCAGAACAUUACAAAUUCCAUAUCUUGUUAGAUCAUUUAAAAUUUUCUCCAGCUCGUGAUCUAGCGUUAGCUUAUGCUAACGAUCCUAGGCCUUACAGUAUGGCUCUUUUUGCCCUACAGCAGAAAUAUGGGCAACCUCACCAACUAGUUUUGAGAGAAAUCAAAGCCAUUCUAGCUCUCCCCAGGGUGAGACCAGGUGACAGCAGAGCAUUUAGUAGCUUCGCAUUAAAGGUUCGAGCUUUGGUUGGCAUGCUCCAAUCUUCGGGCCAAGACCAAGUUAAAUCUGAAUUGUCCUGUGCUUCUCAUGUACAGCAACUACUCAGUAAACUGCCCACCGAGCAUGUGACCAACUUUGCCCGUUAUGCCCGUACAAUCCUAAAGGGUCAAAGCUACAACCUGAUUAGCUUUUCCGCUUGGCUCCAAGAAGAAGCUGAGUGUCAAGCAAUGGCUGAUCAGGUUAGUGACUUUCCAAAACCAUUCCUGAGUAAACCUCAACCAAAGACUUCCAUUAACACUCGAACAGUCUUGUACGGAGUUAACAGUAAUUCUGUUGUGCCAAGAUCCAUUAAUAAGCAACCCCAGAAUGUGAGAGAUGGAGAAUGGAGUUCCAAAUAUUCAUGCGCCUAUUGUUCCAGUAGAGAUCAUUUCAUUGGCCUGUGCCCCUCUUUUAAAUCUCUAGAAGACACCAGGAAGGAUGCAUGGAUUAGAGAGAACAAAAGAUGUUGGAGAUGCGGGCUUAACCAUCUAGCUGUCAACUGUGACUUGAAGAAACCCUGUCCACAGUGCAAAGGCAGACAUCUUGGUAUCCUUCAUGGAGUUAAUUGUCGUGACCAAGAUAACGGUACAUUCUAUCUUAGUCGCCUUGGAGGUUCUGGUAGGGUCUUGCUUAAAGUUGUUGAAGUACUUCUCCAUUAUAAAGGAAGAUCCUUGCAAACCUAUGCCAUCUUAGAUGAUGGAUCAGAACGUACCAUGUUGCUACCUCAAGCAUCUGAGUCUUUGGGCCUCAAUGGGGUACCUGAGUCCCUAAUUGUUAGAACUGUACGUCAAGAUACCCUUGCACUUGAAGGUUCUUCUGUAACCUUUGAAAUAUCUUCCAUGACCAAUCCAGAAAAGAAGUAUUCCAUUUCCAAUGCCUUUUCUGCUGCUAGAUUGGGACUGGCAGAACAGACGUAUCCUGUUGAGAUCUUGCAGAGACGUUUCAGACAUCUUCGAGACUUACCCCUUCCAGCCUUCUCUAAAGUCCAACCACUUGUUCUUAUCGGUGCAGACUAUCCACACCUGAUAAAUCCCAUUGAUCAGGUGUAUUUCGGGCCUCCUAAAUCUCCAGCUGCAAUACAGACCAGGUUAGGAUGGGUACUUCAAGGCCCAAUACCGAUUCCUAACACUGAUGAGACUCAGUGUCUUUUUACCAUCGCUAAUCCCCUAGAAGAACUUCGCCAUGAUGUGGAGAAAUUAUGGAAAGUAGACAUCCUUCCUUUCAGGAAUGAGAAAGUCAUUACUAGGUCUAAGCAAGAUCAGGCAGCUAUGGAAUUGUUGGCCUCUAAGUCUAAAAAAGUUGAUGUGGAUGGUGUGAAAAGAUAUGCCACUCCGUUAUUGCGCGCUUCUUCCGCCAUAAAGCUGCGGACCACACCAAAUGCAGUUAUGUCUUCUCUCAGAUGUAUCGAACGACGCCUCCAGAGAAAUCCUAAAACUGCUGCUGUGUACAACCAAGAGAUUGCUAAGUUGGAGGAAUCCGGUUAUGUUUCCAAAGUGGAACUUCCCCAUGACUCAUCUGAUGAAUCGUGGUAUAUUCCUCAUCAUAUUGUGGAGCAUAACGGAAAAAAGAGAAUAGUCUUCAAUUGUUCCUAUCAAUAUAAAGGUGUGUCACUUAACAGUCAACUUCUUCCUGGUCCACAGUUGGGCCCUUCCUUACUUGGUGUCCUACUCCGGUUUCGUCAGUGCCCAGUGGCCAUUAGUGGGGAUAUAAAAUCCAUGUUCCAUCAAGUUAGGCUAUUACCAGAAGACCGUUCUCUCCUACGCUUCCUGUGGCGCAAUAUGCAGAGCACAAAUCCACCUGACAUCUACGAAUGGCAAGUUUUGCCCUUUGGCACGGUAUGUAGUCCAUGUUGCGCAACAUAUGCUCUACAAAGGCAUGUCCAUGAUCACCAAGAAGGGUAUGAAGAUAUAGCGAGCUCUGUACUUCAGUCAUUCUAUGUUGACAACUGCUUAGAGAGUUUCCCAAAUGUGCAAUCUGCUAAGAACUUCUUAGACCGAAUGCGUUCUUUACUGAUGAGUGGAGGAUUUGAAAUUAGACAGUGGGCAAGUAACCAGCCUGGUGUUGUCCGACAUCUCCCUCCUGAAGCCAGGUCUGAGAAUGCUGAACUGUGGAUCAAUCAAGACAGUUUAGAUCCCAAAGAAGGAGCUCUGGGUCUGAGUUGGCACUGUCCCUCUGAUUCAUUAGGGUAUCGAUCCCGAACAGUGGAGUAUAAGACAACAACCCUGCGUAAUAUAUAUAAAGUUCUCGCCAGUCAGUAUGACCCAUUGGGUUACAUAACCCCCUUUACAACGCGAGCUAAAGUCAUCAUACAACAAUGCUGGAUGAAGUCCCGGGGCUGGGAUGAUCCCCUUAUGCCAAAUCCUAUUCAACAGGCCUGGAAGGCUUGGGAAACUGAGCUCCCUGACCUGUCAUUAAUACAGCUUCCACGUUGUUAUCUAAGUUUACCUUCCGACCAAAUCACAUCCAGAGAGUUGCAUAUAUUUUGCGACGCCUCAGAGAGCGCAUACGGGUCUGUAGCCUAUUUGCGAAUGGGAACUGACAAGGGUGUGGUACAUACUUCCUUCAUCAUGGCAAGAUCUCGAGUUGCCCCAAAAAAGCAAAUAUCCAUCCCUCGCCUUGAACUUUGCGCUGCUCUAACAGGUGCACAGCUUUGUAAACUCCUGCAGAAUGAAUUGACUCAUCCUUUGACAAAUAUUGUCUUAUGGUCCGACUCGACAACUGUCUUGUCUUGGCUGCAUUCCCUCUCCUGCCGUUACAAAGUUUUUGUAGCUAAUAGAGUCACUGAAAUAUUAGAGCUCACUGAUCCCUCUUCUUGGAGAUAUAUUCCAUCUGCACAGAAUCCAGCAGAUGACAUUACGAGAGGCAAAACUCUUGUAGAGCUAGCCAAACCUGAUCAUAGAUGGCGACAAGGUCCAACGUUUCUGAAAUUUCCUCCAGAUGAAUGGCCCAAAAAUCUAGUAUCUACAUCUGAUAGUCCUGAUCCUGAGCUUCGUAAACCACUCUUUUGUGGGUUAACACAAUUGGAUGAUAUUGUACUCCCAGAUCCUGCCCGUUUUAAAUCAUGGUCAGAGUUACAGUUUGCAACAAAUGUGUUACUGCGACAACAUAGUGAGGACUCUUGUGACGCCUCUUCUGUCCAAAAUCUCCUUUUGAGACAAGCCCAGCAACAAAGUUUUCCCUCCGAGUAUCAGUGUUUAACGAAAGGAAAGCCCAUUGAACCUCAAAGUUGUCUCCUAACACUUUCUCCCGAAUUCAAUGAAGAAACGGGACUUAUUGUAGUGGGCGGUAAGCUCAGGCGUGUAGAGGAUAUGGAACCUGGAAUGGUUCAUCCAAUCGUCCUCGACCCCAAACAUCCAUUGACCCAGUUAAUUAUUAAGGACUGUGACGAGAAACUUUUCCAUCCUGGUCCAGAGAGAGUUUUCUCAGAACUUCGACGCAAUUACUGGAUAAUUAGAGGGAGACAAGCCGUAAAAAACAUCAGUGGUCUUGUUUUCAAUGUAGGAAGUGGAGAGCCAAGCCAUCUAUUCCUCAAAUGUCAGAUCUUCCACUCUCCAAGCUCCGGUUGUUCAAACCUCCCUUUUGGUCCACCGGAAUGGACUGUUUUGGUCCCUUCCAUGUAAAUAUUGGCCGUAGAACAGAGAAGAGAUGGGGCAUUCUGUUUAAGUGUCAGACCACUCGAUGCCUGCACCUUGAUUUGUUGAGCAGUUUAGAUGUGGACAGCUUUCUAAUGGGCCUACGUCGUUUCAUAUCCAGGAGAGGUAGGCCGUAUGAGAUUCUUUGUGAUCAGGGAAGCAAUUUCCGUGGAGCUGCAAGAGAGUUAAAGGAAGCCUUCCAGAACCUUCCCACUGAGCUACAAGACAAAUUGGAAAAGCAGCAGAUCAAAUUUAAGUUUAAUCCACCACAAGCUCCUCAUUUUGGGGGGUCAUGGGAAAGAGAGGUCCGUUCUGUUAAAACAGCAUUGCGGGUGGUACUCGGCAGUCAAACCGUAUCAGAGGAAGUCCUACGGACCGUUUUGACAGAAGUUGAAGGAGUGUUAAAUUCAAAGCCACUUGGUUACGCCUCUUCAAAUAUUUCAGAUCUCGACCCCAUUACUCCAAAUCUCCUCCUCAUGGGGCGGCGAGAUUCGUCUUUACCUCAGGUGAUUUAUGCCAAUACUAAGCUCCUUGGCCGCAGAUCUUGGCGCCACAGCCAGGCCCUCGUUGACCAGUUUUGGACAUCUUUUAUCCGACAUUACUUACCAGGUCAGCAGCUCCGUCAAAAAUGGAAUCGAGAAAAACCUAAUCUAAAUGACUCUGCUGUCGUGUUAGUAAUUGAUUUUCAACUCCCAAGAGCAUCAUGGCCCAUUGGCAGGGUAGUACGCCUCUUACCUAGUCAGGAUGGACGUGUCAGAGUAGCUGAGAUUGAUAUUAAUGGAAAGACGUAUGUACGUCCAGUUGCUAAGUUGAUUCCAUUACCUGAAAUAGAUGAGUAAUAGCAAAUACAUGACUGUAUUUGGGGGCGGCUGUUGUGAAUUUGAUCCUUUAAUUAUACUUUUUAUUUUUUUUUUCUUUCUCCUUACAUAUUUGCACUUCAUAUCCCACAAUCCUUUUGUCAGUUUCACUACAUUACCCAUACACCCCCUGGGCAAGGUCUAUAAGUAGACCUCACUUCCUCCCUUUUUUCCUUUUGUAUUGGUGAUGUGUGGUGGUUGGAAUGGACACCCAACCAUGUCCUUUCCUUAGGAUGCGUUGAGUAAGUUUGUUUUGUCAAUUGUUUAAAAUAUAUGUUGUUAUGUUACUGAUGAAUUAUAUGAGUUUAAUUUCCUUUAUUGUAUUGUUUGUAGUGACUAAAGACCAUCUUGUACGUCCUGUUUAUCCUGUCCCUCCAUUAACAUCAGUUCAUUGGCAUCAUGUGUGUCAGCUCCAUGUGAAUUAAGACUUUAUCAUCCUGAACUGAAAAUAAAAGAGAGCAAAGGACUG
Pimephales promelas (fathead minnow) is the source of this 6727-nucleotide messenger RNA. NCBI's taxonomy places the organism in Eukaryota, Metazoa, Chordata, Actinopteri, Cypriniformes, Leuciscidae. The record is from RefSeq and is a predicted model, not a curated record.